Molecule: messenger RNA, 2485 nt
Organism: Odocoileus virginianus texanus
Lineage: Eukaryota; Metazoa; Chordata; Mammalia; Artiodactyla; Cervidae
Gene: TAL2
Product: TAL bHLH transcription factor 2
Biological process (GO): regulation of transcription by RNA polymerase II
Molecular function (GO): protein dimerization activity; RNA polymerase II cis-regulatory region sequence-specific DNA binding; DNA-binding transcription factor activity, RNA polymerase II-specific
Source: RefSeq, a predicted model, not a curated record
CCUGCAGCACCCAUGUCAAAUUGUCGCCCCUCACCUACUCCUUUUCUUUGCUUGUCAUGCUAAAUAACCCCACUGCUACUCUUCAUACAACUGAGCUUCAAGAUUCUUUAUCACCCUGUUCAUCCCCUCUAACUGUGCUCUGGCCUAGACAUUUUAGCUCUUACACAGUGCGCCCAAUCCUGCAGAUAAAGUUGACCAGCCAAGAGAGUAGUGCUGUCAUCUUCUUCAUUCCAGAUGUCAUGUUGUAAAUGAAACCUAGGAUCGCAGCCCCCCUCCCCCCCUUUAAAGAGUCUAAAUUCAACUCCCUAUUAACAAAUAUAUGUUUUAUUCACAUGUGUGCUCAGUCCUACACUGUGCCUGAUUCUGAACACUUAGGAAGAGUUGGUUAUAAAAGAAGUAAUGGGAGUCUUAGCAUAAAACCACCCUUUUACCUGGAGGCUGUGAAACAACCAGGGCGAGAAAAGCUGACAGGAGGUGUUCUCACCCUGUCCUUUCUUCUGCCACAUUUUCUUCUCUUGUCACAGGAAGACCCACAACACCUGGAAAUGAGGCAGCACAUCCCCUAAGAUCUGGGUGGAGAAGAUGAACAACUUAAGCUCCUGGCAGGACGUGGGCUUCCCAGCAGGCCUCUGACAAGGUGCUGGCCCCCAGGGCCCUAUCUCUUUCCUGUCUCAGGAACUCCAACAUGACCAGAAAGAUCUUCACAAACACCAGGGAGCGGUGGAGGCAGCAGAAUGUCAACAGUGCCUUUGCCAAGCUGAGGAAGCUCAUCCCCACUCACCCUCCGGACAAGAAGCUGAGCAAAAAUGAAACACUUCGCCUGGCCAUGAGGUAUAUCAACUUCCUGGUGAAGGUCUUGGGAGAGCAGAGCCUACAGCAAACAGGAGUGGCCGCUCCAGGAAACAUUCUGGGCCUCUUCCCCCAAGGACCCCACCUGCCAGACAGGACUCUUCUUGGUGACUACCAGGUUCCUUCACCCGGCUCAAGCCACCACAUUCCAUAAUAGUGGGGCUCUGGCUGUUGUGACCCCAGGCAGCACUGGUUCAGAAGUCACUAGCUGUCAACAGCCUUUUUGCAAGUACCAGAGUCAGCAUGGUGAAUAAUUUGUGAGGCAUGAAUUCAAGCUUCAUAGGAGGUAUCUCAGGGUCAGCUGCAGAAUGCUAAAAGGAGGCAAAAAAGGGAGGUGGCCGUACAUCCCCUUCCCUUGGGGCUUCAGGCAGAGCAGCCUGUAUCUGUCGAUUUUAUAAAUCCAGGUUCCUGCAUAAGACGUUGUUUUUGGGGAAAAAAAGACCCUUACGUUAAAAACUGGUUUGAAAAUCACUGUUUUACGUAAUAUGUUUUCAGUUGUAAGAAGAGUUUCCUUAUAAUGGAUCGCAGAUGGAUGAGUAGAAAAUGCCACCCUCCAAACAUAUUUUAAAGUUCGUUCUGAAAAAUGAGGCAUAUUUGAUCAAGGGUGAACAGCAUAAGACAAAUGAAAAGAUAGCCCUUGCAGAAACCAGCCUGGAGACUUGUGGGGAAUCUGUGGAUAAAAGACCCUUCUGACACAAGAGGACCACAAGAAGGCAGAAGAUACGUGCAGGAGAGCUCUGCAUCCUCUAUCUCUAUGGAAAUGUGAGGUGUCACUUGCAUUGGACCACGAGUAUAUGUGUUAUCGCUAAAGACAAAUGGUGGAUUAUACCUAUGAGAGGAAAGGACGUGAUAAUUUGUGAGAGUUCAUGGUUUUCUUAGGAAAAGCAGUUAACUAAAAUAGUUUUCCUAAUCCUUUAGUUUCACAUGUCAGGUAUUGAAAACUUUUAAUUCAGCAUUAGUUCCUGAUGAUUUAAGACCUGUAAAAUUCAAAUAGAAUGAUGGAAAUCUAAAUAUUACCAUUCAACAGCUCAUUUAACAGAGAGCUUAACAAAAGAUUCAGAGUAGACAAUCGGAGUGUAACACCAGACUCAAAUGAAUGAUGGGUGAGUGACUUGUCUUCCCUGCUGGGGAGCAUUAGCUCAGUCUUACACUGGGAAGGGCGGUGCCCACAAAAGGAUGAACAGCGUGGAUCUGGCAGAACUCACAACUGUAUGCCACCGUGAUGAUGCUUGGAUUCAAAAAUGAAUCCCAUAGUUAAGCACAGAAUACAAAUAAUGUCAUUUGAUUGUCUCUGGAACAUUUUACUUCCCAAAGUUCUUGCCAGAACAUUAGUUUUAAAACCUUCUGAACUACAGGAAGGAAAUUGAUAGGCUUGAGAUUAUGUAUACACAAUAGAAGAAUUGAAAUUUUCUGCCUCUCUAGAAAGAAGGUAUUCAAUUUAUGAAAGGCUGAAAUGAGCCUCUUUGGUUUGGUGAUCAGAAGAAAUCUGGAUGAGGCAUUCUCAAAAUAGCGAGUUCAUAAUGUCAUUAAACUCGCCACAGCAUUCAUACGUAUGGCACAAUACAUUUAUCAAAACAAUGCAUUUGGGACUUCUCUGGUGGUAGUUAAGACUCUGCACUUCCAAUGCAGGGGGCGU